GUUUUACAUAGAAGGUGGUGUACUUACAAUAAUGAUGGGGGCCCAAAACUCUAACAGGUCAUCCUCCUAUACAACCACCUCUGUGUCCAUGAAGAGUGACAAGUCCAUGGGUCGACCAAUCACCUUUAGAGGAGGAGAUUCUUCCACUGAACAGAUGAGGGACGCAAGUUCUAACAGUAGAUCACCCUCCCCUACAAUCACAUGUGUGGUUGAAAGAGAGAAGAUUGAUUGGUCCAUGGCUCAAACAAUGACCUUUAAAAGUGGAGACUCUUCUACUGGAAACAGAUAUCAGCAGAUCCACAAAUCCCACCUGCAGAAGAAGUUCCAAUUUGAGGGAACCAUAAAUCAGGGACACCCCACAUCUCUCAGACUUACCUACACAGAGCCCCACAUUACAGAAGGAGGAGGAGAGGUCAAUGAUGAACAUGAGGUCAGACAGUUAGAGAGAGCAUCCUGGAGAGAAUCAGCACAAGACUCACCAAUCAAAUGCAGUGACAUCUUUAAACCCUUAUCUGGACAAGACAAACCCAUCAGAACAGUGCUGACAAAGGGACUCGCUGGCAUUGGAAAAACAGUCUCUGUGCAGAAGUUCAUUCUGGACUGGGUUGAAGGAACAGCCAAUCAGGACAUCCACUUCAUAUUUCCUCUUCCUUUCCGGGAGCUGAACCUGAUGAUGGAGAAAAAAUUCAGUCUGGUGGGUCUUAUUCAGCACUUUUUUCCAGAAAUCAAAGAUCACAGAGUCUUCACUUGUUCAAACAACAGAUCAAUGUUCAUCUUUGAUGGUCUGGAUGAGUGUCGACUUCCUCUAGAUUUCAACUCACACCCAAAGUGUUGUGAUGUGACAGAGCCAGCCUCAGUGGACGUGCUGCUGACAAACCUCAUCAGGGGGAAUCUGCUUCCCUCUGCUCUCCUCUGGAUCACUACCCGACCAGCAGCAGCCAACCGGAUCCUUCGUAAGUGUGUGGACCAGGUGACAGAAAUAAGGGGAUUUAAUGACCCACAGAAAGAGGAGUAUUUCAGGAAGAGAAUCAGUGAUGAGAACCUGGCUAGCAAAACCAUCACACACCUGAAGUCAUCCAGGAGCCUCUACAUCAUGUGCCACAUUCCAGUCUUCUGCUGGAUUUCAGCCACUGUUGUAGAGAGGGAAUCAGAGAGUUUAGAAAUGCCAAGGACUCUGACUCAAUGGUACACACACUUCCUGAUCAUCCAGACAAACAUGAAAAGGGACAAGUUCACAGACAGAAAAGAAAGAGAUGAAGAUGUGAUUUUCAAUCUGGGGAAACUGGCCUUCCAACAGCUGGAGAAGGGCAAUCUGAUCAUCUAUGAGGACGACCUCAGAGAGUGUGGGAUUGAUGUCACAGAAGCAUCAGUGUACUCAGGAGUGUGUACUCAGAUCUUCAGAGAGGAGCCUGGGCUGUACCUGGGGAAGGUGUUUAGUUUUAUACAUCUGAGCAUCCAGGAGUUUCUUGCAGCUUUAUAUGUGUUUCUCAGCUUAAACAACAGACAGAUAAAUAUGCAUGACCAACCACAACCCUCUCAGCUCUCUGCUCUGUUCAGAGCUGCAACACUUCAUGACCUACACACGACUGCAGUGGAGCUGGCCUUGCAGAGUAAAAAUGGACACCUGGACCUAUUUCUCCGCUUCCUUCUGGGCCUCUCACUGCAGUCCAAUCAGAAUCUCUUAAAGCACCUACUCCUAAAGUGCAGUAGCCAAUCAGAUAGCUCAGAGCAAACAGUCCAGUGUGUCAAACAAAAGAUCAGAGAUCAGAGUAGCUCAGAGAGAAGGAUCAACCUGUUCUACUGUCUGAAUGAGCUGAAUCACCAUGCUGUAGUGGAGGUCAUUGACAAGAGCUCAGGAACUCUAUAUGUAGACACACUGUUACCAGGAGAAUGGAAAACUCAGAGAUUUGAGUUUGAGAUGUCAGAAGAGCAGCUAGAUGAGUUUGACCUACAGAAGUACAUAAAGACACCAGAAAAAGAUCAGACUGAACUCCUCAGUCCAGAUGAUGUUCUUCAGAAGCUGGUGCCAGUGGUCACAACAUCCACAUCAGCUCAUUAAAUCUAUUGUUCUGUUUCAGGCUGAGGGACUUGUAAUCUGACAGAGAAGAGCUGUUCCUCUCUGGCCUCUGCUCUGACUGCACACUCCUCAAGUCUCAGACUGCUGGACCUGAGUGGCAAUGAGCUGCUGGACUCAGGAGUGGAACUUUUAUGUUCUGCUCUUUGCUUUCAAAACUGCAAACUGGAGGAACUUCAGCUGAAUAGCUGUAAUCUGACAGAGAAGAGCUGUUCCUAUCUGACCUCUGCUCUGACCUCAAACUCCUCAAGUCUCAGACUGCUGAACCUGACUAGCAAUGACCUGCUGGACUCAGGAGUGGAACUUCUAUGUUCUGCACUUUGUCAUCAAAAUUGCAAACUGGAGGAACUUCAGCUGAUUGUCUGUAAUCUGGAAGAGAAGAGCUGUUCUUAUCUGGACUCUGCCCUGACCUCACACCCCUCAAGUCUCAGACUGCUGGACCUGAGUGAUAAUGAGAUGCUGGACUCAGGAAUGGAGCAUUUAUGUUCUGCUCUUUAUCAUCAAAACUGCAAACUGGAAAAGUUAAAGCUGAAUGGCUGUAAGCUGACAGAGAAGAGCUGUUCCUAUCUGACCUCUGCCCUGACCGCACACUCCUCAAGUCUCAGACUGCUGGACCUUAAGGGCAAUGAGCUGCUGGACUCAGGAGUGGAACUUUUGUGUUCUGCACUUUGUCAUCAAAACUGCAAACUGGAGGAACUUUGCCUGAUUGGCUGUAAUCUGACAGAUAAGAGCUGUUCCUACCUGGCCUCUGCUCUGACCUCACACUCCUCAAGUCUCAGACUGCUGGACCUGAGAUACAAUGACCUGAGUGAAUCAGCUGUAGAGCAGCUCUCUGUUCUAGUGAAGGACACGCAUUGUAAACUGGAGGACCUAGAGUGAGUAAAUAACUCACUCAGUUCUUUAGAACACGAGACCCAACAUGUCUGUCUUGAGAACACGAGACCCAAAAUGUCUCUCUUUAGAACACAAGACCUAAUAUGUCUGUCUUUCAAUCCUCUCUAUCUCUCCCUCUCUCCCUCUCUCUCUUUUUGCUUUUCGCUGCCUCAGUACAGCCUCUUCUUUAUCUGACUGGCACAUCUUUUGUUUUUUCUUUCUUUCUUUGUAUUUUGCUUCGAUGUUCUAUCUCUCUCUGAAAAUGAUAGUCUUGUAUGCUACACAUACUGUGUGUGUUUAUGUGACUGUGUUCUAUCUCUCUCUGA
Molecule: messenger RNA, 3273 nt
Organism: Alosa alosa (allis shad)
Lineage: Eukaryota; Metazoa; Chordata; Actinopteri; Clupeiformes; Clupeidae
Product: NACHT, LRR and PYD domains-containing protein 3-like
Exons: 9
Molecular function (GO): protein binding
Source: RefSeq, a predicted model, not a curated record